AUGAUGCUCCUAUCUUUUCAGUCCACAGCUAUUAUCUUCACAUUCGCUGCCGUAACCGAGGCCACAUGCUUCAACCCCGACCGGACUGUUGCAACCAACGCCGUACCCUGCGGUAGUAAUAACACUACCUUUUGUUGUGCGUCGGGCGCAAUCUGUCUUAGCACAGGUUAUUGUCUCAGUGUGACCACCCAACCGUUAACGCUGUAUCGGGGCUCCUGUACGGAUUCUGCCUGGGGAAGCUUCUGCGCUUAUUAUUGUGUCAAUUACGAGACUGGCUCCAACGCCCCGAUUGUCAGCGUAGGGCUAAAUGACAAUAACCGCGCAAUUUACUGCUGCGGCUACCAAAGCGAACAUAACAACGCCACUAGAUGCUCUAAUGGAGAUGCUCCUUUUGUCCUCGAUGAUGGAGAAAUUAUCUUCGGCCGGGCUGCGCUGGCAAAUGCUACAGCUGGGGGACUCGACUCAUCCACGACAGGAGUGUCUAUUGCAUCCGCGACAGGAACUAGCGAAACCAAAGAAGGAACCGAACAGCCCUCUUCGCAUGAUCAUAGCACAGCAAUUGGAGUUGGUGUGGGUGUUCCAUUGGGCCUUCUGAUGGUCUGCGCCUUGAUUUGGGCCCUCAUUGAGCGAAGGCAGAAUAGGCAACGCCAAGCAAGUAUGACUGGCGUCGUGCAGGCGACUGAUCAGGUUUAUAUCCCCCCGCGACGAAAGACUGGCCCGACGGAGUUGGAUCAGCCGAGCAGCACAAACUCCGGUACUAUGAUCCACGGGUCUCCUGCUGUGGAGAUCAUGGGGUCGGAAAGUUGA
Molecule: messenger RNA, 807 nt
Organism: Penicillium daleae
Lineage: Eukaryota; Fungi; Ascomycota; Eurotiomycetes; Eurotiales; Aspergillaceae
Exons: 2
Coding region: 1-807 (268 amino acids)
Source: RefSeq, a predicted model, not a curated record